Molecule: messenger RNA, 1389 nt
Organism: Cotesia glomerata
Lineage: Eukaryota; Metazoa; Arthropoda; Insecta; Hymenoptera; Braconidae
Gene: sturkopf
Product: lipid droplet-associated hydrolase
Exons: 4
Coding region: 344-1282 (312 amino acids)
Biological process (GO): lipid storage
Cellular component (GO): lipid droplet
Molecular function (GO): lipase activity
Source: RefSeq, a predicted model, not a curated record
UUAUUAUCAUUACCUUAGCUCAUGAAUAAAAAUAAUAAAUGAUUAUCAUUGAAAUUAUAAGUUAUUAAAGCGACUUUGGAAUUUGGAACACUGUAAACAAAUAGUUACGUUACAAUAACAAUGGCGGUGGCUCAAUAAUUGAUUAAUCAUUAUUAUUACGUUCCCACGAGUAAAGACACUUAUCAUUUGUUCCUAUAAGUUUAUUUAAAACUCAGUUAAUUUAUUCAUUUAGUACUCGUUCAUCAGCACGCACGUGAAUUGGUGAGUUUUCAUCCAUCAAUCUUUAAUGUUUUAUUUUUGUAAUUAAAAAUAUUGGUCUUGUAAACAGAAAAAAGCAGACAAAAUGCAGCAAGCUAUGCUCCUGUGUAAUGGAGUUCAGACUCAUGUUAUUACAGAAGGCCGAUGGGUUGAAGAAGGUCUCUCGCCGACCGGCUCCAAGGACUUGGUGAUAGUCAUUCCCGGGAAUCCCGGGAUUCCCAGUUUCUAUAGCGGAUUCAUUAAAUCCUUGAAGUCGCGUCUGCCUUCUGAGACUCCUGUCUGGACUGUUGGUCACGCUGGACAUGUCCAGCCGCCUAAAAAUCUGUGCUUCAUGUCUGAGGACGGUUCUGACAAGCCAGUUUAUACUUUGCAGGAUCAAUUGGAGCACAAGGUGGCUUUUAUCAAACAAUAUGUCCCCAAGGAUGCAAAGCUUCACUUAGUAGGUCACUCCAUAGGCUCCUGGUGCAUUCUUCAGUUAUUAAAAAACCCAGAAAUAGCAAAACAAGUCGUUAGAUGUUACUUAUUAUUCCCGACAAUAGAACGAAUGGCUGAAACUCCAAAUGGAAAAUUUCUUACUAAUUUUGUUUUAAGAAUAGCAACUCUGACAGUAUUUUUAGCCUGGAUAUUUUCAUUCUUCCCGGUGGUAUUACAAUCAAUUUUAAUCCGUAUAUUUGGAGGAUUCUUCGCUGGAGUUACCAAUAAAAGUAUAAAGCCAGUGCGUCAACUCCUAGAACCACCGGUGCUGGACAGAGUCUUCAAACUGGCCCAAGAUGAGAUGGUCAAAGUACGAGAGCGAGAUGACGAGUUGAUAAGCAAUUACGAAGAUAAACUCUGGCUGUAUUACGGCGCGACCGAUGGCUGGACUCCUCAAAACUAUUGCACUGAAUUGAAAGCAAAACAUCCUGAUAUAAAUGCCCAGAUAUGUAAACGCGGAUUUCGCCAUGCAUUUGUACUGACUGACGAGGUUGAAGUUGGUAAAAUGGUUGGAGAUAUUAUUAGUGAAACUAUGUCAAACAACCCUUGAUCACUAAAUUAUCUAUUUUUAAAAUAAGUGCAUUUACGAGUUAAUAUGGGCUAGGAUUUGUAACUGAUUUUUUAUAAUUAAAUAAAAUAUUUUGUUGGUUUAAUAAA